CAGCUCUUGCACUCGACGCGUCUGCACUCAUUGCAUUGCUAUCGUUCGCGCUUGUCCGGCUUUUCGCAUUAUUAAUGGCCAUGAUGACUUUAAAAUUCCUACCCUCCUCGUCGCUACGUGGUGAUAGCCCUGCAAUCUAUGAGUCCAUUUUUCUGAUAGCUUCCUUUGCCUCGCAGAUGGGUUGGUAAAACUACUCGACAUGAAUGCCUGGCCAGCCGACGCCUUGAAUCUUCCGAACCAUGACAAUGGUGCUUUUCACCAGGCGACCAUUGAUCCUUCACAGGCAUUCCUUCAAGCCUCUCCCACCCCUGACCCUACUCAAUAUCAGCGCAUGUUCAACGGCGUGCCGCGGAAUGUCUCACCUGGUUUCCACAACCCGAACCAGGUGAUCCCUUCGAAGCGGCCACGGCCCGAAGAUGGGAUGUCAAUGUCGCCCAGGCAAGCUCCUGGCGGCAUUGCUGCCUCGCGUUCGCAAACGCCUCAUCAAGUGCCUUUUCCUGGAUAUCAAGCUGCGGCGAACGGCGCCCCGCAGUUUCCCUCGCAUCCCACUCCGUAUCAGCAUCUCCAACAAGGAACUUCUCCAAAUGUCACUCAGUCGCCUAUAAUGCAGGAUUUUGAUCAACACGGCAUUCAGCGGAUGGGAACUGCUUCCCCAAGCCCCUUCACACCAGCAGGCCCUCAAGUGGGAACGCACAUGUCUCCAACUCAAUCAGAUCACCCGAGCAGGGUGAACACACCGCAGAACAAUACCUUCAUGCCAGGCCAGCCAUUUCCGCCAGGCAUGGGUCCUCAGUUUGCUCCCGCGCCUGCUAUGACAACCGCCGCUGUACAACCGCCAAUGCAGGCUCAUUUCGGUGGCAUGCCACAGGGCUAUCAACAGGCGAUUGCUGCGCAGCAGCAGCAGCAACGUCUGCAUGCUAUGCAACUGCAGUCACAAGGUCGUCCCAUGGUCAUGAAUCCUGCGAUGGCUGGGCGGCCUAUGGCAGCUGGGAUGAAUGCAAUGGCCAAUCCCCAGCAAAUGGCAGCUAUCAGACAAAUGCAGCAGACCAUGGCAAAACCCAUGAACCCAGAAGGAUUUAUGCGGUCCCUGCAAAAAUUCAUGAUGGCGCGCAAUCUGCCCCUGGAUCACAGUCCAAUCGUGUGUGGUCGUCCGAUCAAUCUGGUUCAACUUUACGCUACUGUCAUGAAACUCGGAGGAUCGAAGAAGAUCACAGCCACAAACAUGUGGCAAGUCAUUGCUACGCAGCUCCAGUUUCCUCCUAUGCAGGUUCCAAUGGCUGCGCAAGAGAUUCGGGACCAUUACCAGCGGAAUCUCGCGGCGUACGAACAAGCCUUCCUAAGCAACCAACAAAAACAAUAUGCGGAGCAGAUGCAACAGUCAUCGUUAUCUCGGCAGCCUAGCGAUGCGUCGGGCAUGCAACUACAGUCCCCGGCGGGAAAGCCAGUUCAAGGCUUCGAAACUCCCCAACAGAUGGGACCCCAACAGAUGGGACACCCCUCCCCUGGCAGUGCUCCUGGUCCGAACAACGUACAACUCAGUGCUGCAAAUGGGUUCGCAACCCCGACGCCUGUGAAGACACAGAACAAACAACAAACUCCGCACCGCCUGAGCAUUUCGCGUCAAUCUCAACCGCCUUCAACGCCGCAUGAUCCUAGCACCCAAAUGGCCGGGCAAUCUCCUGCACCACGUGGCAAAGGCUCGGUAUCAGCUCCCAGUAAACCAGAACUAUUAGAUCAGCCUUCCAAUAUGCCUCAUAAGCAGCCUAUUGAAGAUCCCUUCAAGCCAAUGGUACUUCCUGAGAGUAACUUCCAUGGUCCCAUAGUCGUGGAUGAGAUGUCUCAGAUAGGAGAAGACAUAACGCGGCUGAAGCCCAAUGUUCCUGCCUUCGCUGAGCUUGGUGUCAUUGAUAUCCACGCCCUCACAAUGGGCAUCAAGUCUGGCAUUCAUGCCGAGAUGCGCGUGGCAUUGGAUACUCUCACGGCCGUCUCCUCCGAGCCUGCCAUCCAGGUCUCCUUGGAUAACUGUGAUGACCUGGUGGAGAGCCUGAUAGAGUGUGCUGAAGAUCAAGCAGAGUUCCUUGCCGAGCAUUCUCCCGAAGUCUCGGACUCGAUGCUUUUAUCCACUUAUGAGGAGGUAGUCCGUGGGUGCCAGUCCGAAUGGAUAUCGUUGGCUGAUGUGCCUGAGUUUGGGAGCCUUGAUUAUGAAUUAGAUCGAGCUGUGGAUAGGCUCAUUUGCAUCACAACCAUCCUGCGGAAUUUUUCGUUUUCGGACUCGAAUUUUGCCAUUUUAUCAACGCCCCCAGUCGUCCAAUUCAUGUCUACCAUAAUCCGAUAUUUGGGUACUCGCAACAUGCUCCUACGAACACAUCAGAACACGCUGGAUUUCAUGAAAGACACUGUCAUUUACUUGAGUAACGUUGCUCACACGAUUCAAUUGCCCAGCAAAGAGGAGGCUCUAUGUCUCCUACAUUUUCUUCUGUCGUUCGCGCCAUUUCCAGGACCAGUCAUUGGCCCAGAUGGCACCAUGUUUACAUCUUACAAUCCCUCUGUACAUAAGUACACCCCCGCAGCCGUGGACAGCCUGGCGAAGCUUCUGGCACGGGAUGAGCCAAACCGGACGUUCUUCAGAGCGAUCUUUUCUGGCGAUGGCAAUUCCGUCCAACAAGACCUGCUCACUCGUGCAUUUGGGCUUGCGAUAUGUUCUAUUCCCGACCAGCCUCGCAAGCCUCUAGCUAUCGCAGAUCUUCGAAAGGUGUUUCUCAUGCAAGGCUUGCUAGCCGCAGAUAUCCUUGCUGGUUAUGCCGAUGGUCCCACUGCCAAAAUAUGGCUGGAAUCGGUGGAUGGAUUUGCCAUUCACCUUCUGCGGUUAUCGUGUCUUCUAAGCACCGAACAUGCUCCCCCUCCACCGACCAACGCCCGGCAGUCCCACGCUGCAAGGGGCCUAGCUGAUGAAGCUGAAGCAUACCGCUCAAUUGUCAACCGAGGCUUGGCCAUUCUCCGUCGGCUUGCCGAGAAGUCGAAACUAGCAGAUACCACAUCCACGGUACAUUUUCCAUCGGGGAUUAUCCCACGUAAGGAGAGUCUGCUAGGCGCGUUGCUGAUGCGCGAUAUCGAUCCGGGAGUUGUCAGGCAACUGCUCACCUAUGCUCGGCUUGCGGAGUGAUUGGAUAGACUCGGUGCUGGGUUCAAGCCUGGCACCACUUCAAUUAUGCCCCUUGUUGAUGUCUGCUUCCCUCAUGUCUUCUACUUAUCCUUAGUAAACUAUCUCUGCAUCAACUUCAUUUUUCCUCUUCAUAACACCGUUCAAGUUUCGUUUGGCGCCGGUGGGAAAGAAUUUCUGAAAGGCGUGACAAUGUGUGUAUCCUUGUGUGUGAAUUACCGCUGUACAAUGUUCAAUACCCUCGGGCGUAAAAACAUGAACACAAUC
Messenger RNA from Aspergillus saccharolyticus JOP 1030-1, 3427 nucleotides. Its product is annotated as putative ARID/BRIGHT domain protein (SWI1). Bases 200 to 3163 code for a protein of 987 amino acids. Gene Ontology annotation, cellular component: SWI/SNF complex; nucleus. Gene Ontology annotation, biological process: regulation of transcription by RNA polymerase II. NCBI's taxonomy places the organism in Eukaryota, Fungi, Ascomycota, Eurotiomycetes, Eurotiales, Aspergillaceae. The record is from RefSeq and is a predicted model, not a curated record. The transcript has a single exon. Gene Ontology annotation, molecular function: transcription cis-regulatory region binding.